Molecule: messenger RNA, 1215 nt
Organism: Cynocephalus volans (Philippine flying lemur)
Lineage: Eukaryota; Metazoa; Chordata; Mammalia; Dermoptera; Cynocephalidae
Gene: RHBDL3
Product: rhomboid like 3
Exons: 9
Coding region: 1-1215 (404 amino acids)
Cellular component (GO): membrane
Molecular function (GO): serine-type endopeptidase activity; calcium ion binding
Source: RefSeq, a predicted model, not a curated record
AUGGGCGAGCACCCCAGCCCGGGCCCCGCCGUGGCCGCCGGCGCCGAGGCGGAGCGCAUCGAGGAGCUGGACCCCGAGGCCGAGGAGCGGCUGCCCGCGGCGCCGGAGGACCACUGGAAAGUCCUGUUUGAUCAGUUUGACCCUGGGAACACGGGCUAUAUCAGCACAGGCAAGUUCCGGAGCCUCCUGGAGAGCCACAGUUCCAAGCUGGACCCACACAAAAGGGAGGUGCUCCUGGCUCUUGCAGACAGCCACGCGGAUGGGCAGAUUUGUUACCAGGAUUUUGUCAACCUGAUGAGCAACAAGAGGUCCAACAGCUUCCGCCAGGCCAUCCUGCAGGGCAACCGCAGGCUGAGCAGCAAGGCCCUGCUGGAGGAGAAGGGGCUGAGCCUCUCGCAGCGACUGAUCCGCCACGUGGCCUAUGAAACCCUGCCCCGGGAGAUUGACCGCAAGUGGUACUACGACAGCUACACCUGCUGCCCCCCACCCUGGUUCAUGAUCACAGUCACACUGCUGGAGGUUGCCUUUUUCCUCUAUAAUGGGGUGUCGCUGGAUCAAUUUGUGCUGCAGGUAACCCAUCCACGUUACUUGAAGAACUCCCUGGUUUACCAUCCUCAGCUCCGAGCACAGGCUUGGCGCUACCUGACGUAUAUCUUCAUGCAUGCAGGGAUAGAACACCUGGGACUCAAUGUGGUGCUGCAGUUGCUGGUGGGGGUGCCCCUGGAGAUGGUGCAUGGAGCCACCCGGAUCGGGCUUGUCUACAUGGCUGGCAUUGUGGCAGGGUCCUUGGCAGUGUCUGUGGCUGACAUGACGGCACCGGUGGUGGGCUCUUCUGGAGGGGUAUAUGCACUCGUCUCUGCCCAUCUGGCCAACAUCGUCAUGAACUGGUCGGGUAUGAAGUGCCAGUUCAAGCUGCUGCGGAUGGCUGUGGCCUUGAUCUGUAUGAGCGUGGAGUUUGGGCGGGCUGUGUGGCUCCGCUUCCACCCAUCAGCUUAUCCUCCGUGCCCUCACCCGAGCUUCGUGGCACACUUGGGUGGCGUGGCUGUGGGCAUCACCCUGGGUGUGGUGGUCUUGAGGAACUAUGAGCAGAGACUGCAGGACCAGUCACUUUGGUGGAUUUUUGUGGCCAUGUACACCAUCUUUGUGCUGUUUGCCAUCUUCUGGAACGUUUUUGCGUACACCCUGCUGGAUUUGAAGCUGCCACCGCCACCCUAA